Messenger RNA from Colletotrichum paranaense, 720 nucleotides. RefSeq lists its product as uncharacterized. The record is from RefSeq and is a predicted model, not a curated record. The transcript has a single exon. Bases 1 to 720 code for a protein of 239 amino acids. NCBI's taxonomy places the organism in Eukaryota, Fungi, Ascomycota, Sordariomycetes, Glomerellales, Glomerellaceae.
AUGGGAUGGACACCAAACCCAAUCAACAGGCACCUGGUGUUGCCGCCUGCAAAGAUGGAGAAACCUGCGACUUCACGGCCAAUCUUCGAAUCGGAUCUGGAGAGCCUAUGCCUCAGGGACAAGGCCAUGAUACAAAAUGACAUGGCCACACCGAGUCUGUCACGCAAGCGGGUGGUUAUUCUACCAGACUUGAAUCAUAUGUUAUGGCACAUUCGCAAAGAAGACUUUGCUACCAAGCAGAUCUUUAGUAAAAAGGCAGUGAUAAAGGGAGUAAUCACUGGAGUGGCUGGGAAACAGGUCUGGGCUACUUGGGUUCGUCGUUACUACAGGCACCCAGACCCCCAUAGCAUUGAGGGUGCAGAUGAUAAGAAUGUUCUUUAUAUUCUACGCCUUGUGGUAGAAGGGGAUGAGACUGCGAACAAGCCACGCGAAGCAAACAUCACGAUAUCGAUGAAAGAUUAUGCAGAGCAAGCUGCUGCGUUGAAGGCUGUGAUGCAGGCUGCUCAAGCAGAGGCGGCAGAUUGGAGGCUAGACCAGGUACAACUAUGGGAUCCAUCUCCCAUGGUAAAGAGCCUUUUGGACCAAAGCGACCUAGAUGCUGUUUACGUUGAGAGGCAGAGUCAUAGCAUUACUAGUCUACUAUGGUUCGAGGAUGGCGAGGAUUUGGGAGCAGAGGACGCUCCGAUUUUGAUUGACAAUGAGCAUUAUGCAUGGUGUUAG